AUGGAGUCGAGAGAACGUUACGACGAGCUGUGUCGCCUGUGUGCAUCUUAUGAUGCGGUUAAAAUGGAUAUAUUUGGACAAGAAGGAAAAAAUCGUCAGCUUGUUGAUAAAAUACAAACUUGUCUACCAUUUAAGCAGACGUUUGAGAGUGGAGCUGCUGGAUCAGCCAUAAAGAGCCAACAUGGUGACGGUGGACGAGGAUCGCCUCGGGGAGCUCGAGACGUGGUGGAACGUGUGGAACGGGGGGCCGUGAACGAGUGUCGGUGUAAAGGAAGAGGAGGCGCGGCCGGUACGGGCGUUAUACUCGCUAGAUCGAGAGAGCGAGGUCGCCGGCUGCCUUCAGCUCGCGCUACUGCUCUUUCAUUCUACUUCCUAAAAUUCUGUUAA
Molecule: messenger RNA, 387 nt
Organism: Cotesia congregata
Lineage: Eukaryota; Metazoa; Arthropoda; Insecta; Hymenoptera; Braconidae
Source: the annotation of a GenBank genome assembly